UAGGCAACUUUAAACCAGUGUGAUGGCAACGCCUGUCAAUGGUGUUCACCAGGAUACUGACCUCUGGACCUCGCAUAAUAAGAUGCUGGCAGAGCCUCUGAAAGACAAUGAUGUUGAGGUUUACAACAUCAUUAAGAAGGAGAGUAAUCGGCAGAAGGUUGGAUUGGAGCUGAUUGCCUCAGAGAAUUUCGCCAGCCGAGCUGUUUUGGAGGCCCUGGGCUCUUGCUUAAAUAACAAAUACUCUGAGGGGUACCCAGGCCAGAGGUAUUAUGGCGGAACGGAGUUCAUUGAUGAGUUGGAGGUUCUCUGCCAGAAGCGGGCACUGCAGGCAUAUAACCUGGACCCCCAAUGCUGGGGUGUCAAUGUCCAGCCCUAUUCAGGCUCCCCUGCCAACUUUGCAGUAUACACUGCCCUAGUAGAGCCCCAUGGGCGUAUCAUGGGCCUAGACCUGCCCGACGGGGGCCACCUGACCCAUGGGUUCAUGACUGACAAGAAGAAGAUCUCAGCCACAUCCAUCUUCUUUGAGUCUAUGCCCUAUAAGGUAAACCCAGACACUGGCUACAUCAACUACGACCAACUGGAGGAGAAUGCCCGCCUUUUCCACCCGAAGCUGAUUAUUGCAGGCAUCAGCUGCUACUCCCGAAACCUGGACUACACCCGACUGAGGAAGAUUGCUGAUGAUAAUGGGGCAUACCUCAUGGCAGACAUGGCACAUAUCAGUGGGCUGGUGGCAGCCGGCGUGGUCCCCUCCCCUUUUGAACACUGCCACGUGGUAUCCACCACAACCCACAAGACCCUACGAGGCUGCCGGGCUGGCAUGAUCUUCUACAGGAAAGGAGUACGCAGUGUGGAUCCCAAGACUGGCAAAGAGAUUAUGUACAACCUGGAGUCACUCAUCAACACCGCUGUCUUCCCAGGCCUCCAGGGAGGUCCCCAUAACCAUGCCAUUGCUGGGGUUGCUGUGGCCCUGAAGCAAGCCAUGACUCCAGAGUUCAGAGCUUAUCAGCACCAGGUUGUGGCCAACUGCAGGGCCCUGACCCAGGCCCUGAUGGAGCUCGGCUACAACAUAGUAACAGGUGGUUCUGACAACCAUUUGAUCCUUGUGGAUCUCCGUUCCAAAGGCACUGAUGGUGCAAGGGCUGAGAAGGUGCUAGAAGCCUGUUCUAUUGCCUGCAACAAGAACACCUGCCCAGGUGACAAAAGUGCACUGCGGCCCAGCGGACUGAGACUGGGGACCCCAGCACUGACAUCCCGAGGACUUUUGGAAAAAGAGUUCCAACAAGUAGCCCACUUUAUUCACAGAGGGAUAGAGCUGACGCUGCAGAUUCAGAAAGAUGUUGGGGCGAAGGCCACUCUGAAGGAAUUCAAGGAGAAGCUAGCAGACGAUGAGAAGCACCAGAGCGCCAUCAGGGCUCUUCGGGAGGAUGUAGAGAAUUUUGCUUCCCUCUUCCCUCUGCCUGGCAUGCCUGACUUCUAA
This is a messenger RNA of Orycteropus afer afer, 1477 nucleotides long. It is a transcript of the gene SHMT1, whose product is annotated as serine hydroxymethyltransferase 1. Gene Ontology annotation, molecular function: mRNA regulatory element binding translation repressor activity; protein homodimerization activity; mRNA 5'-UTR binding. NCBI's taxonomy places the organism in Eukaryota, Metazoa, Chordata, Mammalia, Tubulidentata, Orycteropodidae. The record is from RefSeq and is a predicted model, not a curated record. Gene Ontology annotation, cellular component: cytoplasm; cytosol; nucleus. Gene Ontology annotation, biological process: purine nucleobase biosynthetic process; tetrahydrofolate interconversion; protein homotetramerization.